Oreochromis niloticus (Nile tilapia) is the source of this 3335-nucleotide messenger RNA. Its product is annotated as gastrula zinc finger protein XlCGF57.1. The transcript has 3 exons. The record is from RefSeq and is a predicted model, not a curated record. Lineage: Eukaryota; Metazoa; Chordata; Actinopteri; Cichliformes; Cichlidae. Gene Ontology annotation, biological process: regulation of gene expression. Bases 911 to 2734 code for a protein of 607 amino acids. Gene Ontology annotation, cellular component: nucleus.
CCCUUUUUAGCUUUGAGCACCCGCCCCUAUAAACGUCUCUGCACAGCCCUGCAAGGCUGUAGGAAGGAGGCAGCCCCUGAAGUGAAUGUCACAGAGACACAGCUGGAGUCCGACGAGAGGAGGAAAUGGCUGAUUGAACAAAGGCCAAAAGACUUGCAGGAGGACACAGAAAAUGGAAGAAAACUAAAAAUAACAAGAAUUGUUUUUACUGACAGUCUUAAUUUAACAACCUGACUCCAUCCAAUGAGCUCUAGCAAGCAGGAACAGCUGUGUCAAGAAACCUGUGCAGCAGCACAGUUCCCCCUGCCCCUAGACUCUCUCCAAAAAGUCUACUGACAUCUUCAGUCUUCAGUGGGUUCAGCUUCAGGUUCUGACUGCAUCACCUCUUGUCUGCACAUGUACUUGGCAUUGUUCUGGAUCAGGAGUUUCACAGAUGGUUCUCCUGAGGUGCGAUCAUUUGAGUAGAGGGAGAAGAGGGUGGAGAGAGAACACACCCCUGGGGCAGGCCGGUGCUGAUGGUCUGUCUGUGGUAUUGUGAUGCUCCUCAGCCCCAGCUGCUGCUACCUGUCAGUCAGGCAGCUGGACUGAAUGAGGCAGCUGAAUGACCUUGCUGAGAUUCGGAGUAAACCAUGGUUUGCUAUCACUGAAUGUGCAACCUUUUUCUCAGGGCUUUUUGAUCUGUUCCAGCUUCAGCUGCUUACUUACGGCGGUUUACUUCUGGCUAAAAAUGUCCCUCACAACCAGAAAGUAGCAAGGAGACUCCGGAACUCUCCUCUGACUCAGCCUCCGCUUCAGCAGGGGCGCUGUUCGCUCUCUCCGCACCGCGCUCCUCGACGCGGAACUCACAGCGUGUUUACCUUCCCACUGGCUCUCUUUGUCCCGGAGGCUCCCGGCGGGGAGAAGCCGCAGAAUGUGCACCGUGCAGCUGCUGCGGGUGUCGGUCCACGAGCGGAUCAGCGCCGCCGCCGAAGACUUCCUGCUGCGGCUGGAGAAGGGAGAAGAAGCAGCCGAGCUCCCGGAGCUGAGAGCGCUGCUGACCGAGCGGCUGACGGCGGCCGCGGAGGAGAUCGUUGCUUUGUUGGAGGAGACCGUGGCGGAGUACCAGGAGAGAGUGGAGCGCUCAGAGCGGGAGAUCUUCCGCCAGAGGAGGCUACUCGAUGCCGUGCUCAAGCCCGAAGUCCGGCUGCAAGCGGCAGGAAAUGCCUCCAUUGUGCAAACAGCCAGUCAGAGGACGGCUGAGAUUAAAGCGACUGAGCAGUGUGCAGAUCUUCUUCAGUCAGUGACACUGUACGACCCAAACGACCCCACAGACCAGAAUCCCUCCGACCCCAAGGAGCACGAUGGCAGCAAUGUUUCCUGUCCAUCAUCACCUCCUUCGCCCUCGCCAUCCUACCAUCCACCCCUCUCUGAGAGCAGCGAUGGAGACCCGGACAGUGACUGGAUUGAACAUAGGCGGACUCUCAGGCCUCUGAGGAGGAAGAAGCGUAGCCGUCCGGCGCUCAGCAUCACAAGCAACCGGAGGCCCUCGAGUCUAGCUCAGAGCUUCAGCUGCCACGUGUGCGGGCGGGCACUGCAAGGGAAAGGCUUCCUACUCAAACAUGUCCUGCACACCUGUGCCAGCAAUCCAGAGUGUCGCUGCGGUUACUGCGGGGAGUGCCUGGACUCUGCCGAUGGCCUGAAAGCUCACUUGCAGAUGCACCAGGACAACAGCAAAACAUGCUCGUUCUGUGGGAAAACCUUCCAUUCCAUCCUGGCGCAGGAAAUGCAUGUGCGGUUGCACACGGGAGAGAAACCGUACAGCUGCAACUUCUGUGGCAAGAAGUUCAGUCAGAAGGGCAACCUGACGUCACACCUGCGUGUCCACGCAGAAGAGAAAGCCUUCAAAUGUAAAGAGUGCAGCCGUGCCUUCUGUCACAUGAGCUCUUUGGAGCGCCACAUGGAAGAGCACAGCAGCUCAGCGGUGCACACCUGCAGUGUCUGUGGUGAGGAGUUCAGUAAACGGAACAGUCUGCGGCAACACAUGACAACUCAUCAGAAGAAUGACAGCCUCAGAAUUAAGAGGAGCCGCACUUCAGUACCGUCCUUCCGCUGCAAAGUUUGCGGUGACACGUUUGAUAGGAAGACCCUGUUAGUAAAACACGUUGCGACUCACCUGCAAGACACGGACUGCCGCUGUGGACUCUGCGGACACCAUUAUGAGUCCUCUGACAGCCUUGCUGCCCACCUGCGCUCCCACCGCGAGGCUGGUGGCACUUGCAGCAUCUGCGGGAAGUGCUUCCCGGGCCAAUCGGCGCUGCAGAUGCACCUGAGGAUCCACACUGGGGAGAAACCCUACAGCUGCAGCUUCUGUGGGAAGGCUUUCAACCAGAGCGGCAACCUGAAGACACACCUGAAAAUCCACACAGGUGAGCGGGCGUUCUCCUGCAGCCUGUGUGGGAAAGGCUUCACCCAAAAACAGACCCUGGACACACAUGUCCGCUUCCACAACAAGGAGCGCCGCUUCCUGUGUCAGGUAUGCGGGAAGGGUUUCAUGCAGGAUGUGGACCUUAAGAGACAUAUGCUGAUCCAUACCGGGGAGAAACCAUACACCUGUAGGGUCUGUGGGAAGAGUUUCCAGGCCAAACGCUCGCUUAAUGGGCACCUUAAAGUGCAUUUAGCUGGCCAGGAGGACUCGAGGUCAGAGCCGCAGAGGACAGCAGAGGACAGCUUCUACUCAGGAUUCACGCAGUUGUAGUACUACAGCAUCUCCCCAUUAUUGCUCAUAGCACAGAACGCUACAGGUGACAGGAAGUGUCUGACAGAGAAUGGAAUCUCUAUAAAGUUGGUCAUGUUUUCAUAAUGGUAGUUGUACCACCUUCACUGACUAUACUCCUUUCGUGUCCACCUGUCUCCCUCUCAUUCUCACACAUGUGUUCUGUUUUCCUCUUACUAGCUCCUCUUUUCUCCAGAGCAUACCUCCACCUCUCCAUGCUCUCCUCCACCUGCUCACUAUUCACUACAGAUGACGGCGUCAUCUGUAAACAUCACAGUCCACAGAGACGCCUGGCUGACCUCAUCUCUCAGUCUGUCCAUCACCACAGUAAACAAAAAGGGCUCAGAGCAUACCUGAUGUAAUCCCACCCCCACCUUCACUCCUACCACUCAAUUCACCACUGUCUCUGUCCUCAUACAUGUCCUGCACCACCAUCACGUACUUCUCUGCCACUCCUUACUUACUUGGGCGAUCGUGGCUUAAGAGUUGGGAGUUCGCCUUGUCAUCGGAAGGUUGCAGGUUCGAGCCCCGGCUCGGACAGUCUCGGUUGUUGUGUCCUUGGGCAAGACACUUCACCCGUUGC